GGUUAGUCCUGUUUAUAGAAAACUUGAAACUAAUCCAAACGGCUCUUAGUUGAGGCGUAAACAUCCAUAUCAACAGCCGAAAAAUCUCACCAUCAGCGGCGGUGCACCACCCCAGCUCCGCCGUAAGAUGGAGGAAGAAAAGGCCGCAGCAUACUACGACGAGCUCACACGUAAAGGAGAAGGCGCCGCAAGAUUCAAGCAAGGUCUAGGCUUUUCUUCAACUUCAAAUGGCGUCGUUCCCAUUCAUGGCUCUGCUCUCGUUUCUUCCUCUUCAUCUCUGAGUAGUUUUGUCAGGGCAUCAAGCCCAUCGAAAACCACCGAGUUCGAAAAACAAGCUCAGCUUCAAACCAUCCAAAACAAGCUCAAGAAGAAAUCUAAAGACAAUAAACAUUACCUUUCUUCUAGAGUUUCAAAAGGAAAAACCACUAGAAGCAGAAGUCCAAGUCUCGAAAAACGUUCCAGCCGAAGUCCAAGCCGGAAUUUAAAGCAUCGGAGUCGAAGCCGGAGAAGAGAUAAAGAGAGGCAUUCGAGGCGGGAUGCUUAUUGGUCCAAACGUCCACAUAGGUCUAGAAGUAGAAGUCGAAGUAGAGACAGAGAUAAACAUAGGGAAAGAGAAAGGCAAAAAGAGAAGCAGAGUACAAAGAGGUCAAGGAGCGUGUCCCCGCGGGAUCGAAGACAGGAGAAAGUUGGGAAAUAUAGAGCUGCUACGGUAGAUUAUAGCAAAUUGAUUGAAGGUUAUGAAAAUAUGACUCCAGCUAAAAGAGUCAAAGCCAAAAUGAAACUUCAACUUUCAGAAAGUGCUGUAGAAGAUGAUGGUGCUUUAGUCAACCACAUUGGUAAAAGCUUUUGGUUUUCUACGGUGGAGACUAGGAGGGAGGAACAAACUAAGGCUGCUCAUGAUGAGGCUAUUUUUGGAGUUCCCUCACUUCUGCCACUUCCACCUUCCACUGAAACAGAUGAUGAAGCAGAAGAGGAUAAUGGCAAAAAGGAUAUAUCUGAAAUUGCCCCUGCUACAAGUCUCAUUAGUGGGCAGGCACUGGCAAUGCAACAAGGUUCUUGGCGUGAUCGUGCGCGUAGAUCAUGACUUCUGUGAAUGCUUGGAAGAGACUUGAUCAUGCCUAAUAUUUGGUUUAUGUCGAUGGAGGGUUUUUGUAUUUGUGCAGGUCUUACGUGGGUUGUUGCCCGCUGCUUUUUGGGGUAGUGUAAGGUCCUUGUUUUUUACUGGACAAAUUGUGAAGAAGGGUAUUUAUGGAGUUGGGCUUCCAGCUUUAAAAUAUCCAUUGUACGUAAUGGUCUGUCAUAUUCUAAUUUUAUUAUGGAGAACUAGCAUGGCACAAUGCAAGUAUUUUUCUGUAAAUAUUUCUCUUUGGUACUCUUUAAGCUUCGAAUUCAGCCCUUGUAUAGUGUGUAUGUGGACGUCAAGUAUAGUGCUUUGGUUAGAUUCAUCUACCUGCUUGUUAAAUUCGGUUAUUUAAUGGUGACUGAAUUGCAAUACUACAUUCUUCAUUGAGAAUCAUAUUUAUCAAACUAAGCUUGAGCUUUA
Solanum dulcamara is the source of this 1543-nucleotide messenger RNA. RefSeq lists its product as uncharacterized. Lineage: Eukaryota; Viridiplantae; Streptophyta; Magnoliopsida; Solanales; Solanaceae. Gene Ontology annotation, biological process: alternative mRNA splicing, via spliceosome. The transcript has 5 exons. The coding region runs from base 128 to 1084 and encodes 318 amino acids. Gene Ontology annotation, cellular component: cytoplasm; nucleus. The record is from RefSeq and is a predicted model, not a curated record.